This is a messenger RNA of Danaus chrysippus (African queen), 435 nucleotides long. The record is from the annotation of a GenBank genome assembly. NCBI's taxonomy places the organism in Eukaryota, Metazoa, Arthropoda, Insecta, Lepidoptera, Nymphalidae.
AUGAAAUAUAUUGCGUUAUUUGUUGUGCUUUGUUUGGCUUAUAUAAAUGUGCAAGCAUACAAUCCCUACACACGACCGGGUUACGGACCCGGUAGUGGAUUGGGCUACGGUUCUGGUUCUGGAUAUGGAUCUGGUUCAGGGCUAGGCUAUGGUUCCGGCUCAGGGCUAGGCUAUGGUUCUGGCUCAGGGCUAGGCUAUGGUUCUGGCUCAGGGCUAGGCUAUGGUUCUGGUUCAGGGCUAGGCUACGGUUCUGGCUCAGGGCUGGGCUAUGGUUCUGGUUCAGGGCUUGGCUACGGAUCCGGCACAGGCUUAGGUUACGGAAGAGGUUAUGGUUCUGGCAAUGGCUACGGACCUGGCAGGGACUAUGGUUACGGUUCCGGUUCAGGCACUGGAGUGGGAUAUGGAAGGGGAUCGAAUAUUGGAUUUAAUGUUUAA